Messenger RNA from Brassica rapa (field mustard), 2606 nucleotides. Its product is annotated as dipeptidyl peptidase 8. Lineage: Eukaryota; Viridiplantae; Streptophyta; Magnoliopsida; Brassicales; Brassicaceae. The record is from RefSeq and is a predicted model, not a curated record. Gene Ontology annotation, molecular function: serine-type peptidase activity; dipeptidyl-peptidase activity. Gene Ontology annotation, biological process: proteolysis.
AAAGUAAAACUAUACAAAUUGACAAAAAACAGAGGAAGCGUGUUGAAUUCAGGUCAUUACACGGAAGAGAGGAACCUGUCUCUCUCUUUCAAUCUCCCAGAUAGCAGUAUCAGUUCCUAUCUCCGGUUCGGUAUUUUAUCCGUUCCUCAUCCACUCUCUCUUCUCACCAACUUCAACUCUAAUCUCAUUCCCUUGUUGUGAGAGUUAUUUUUAUGGAGGACGUUAUUUUCAAGGUAGAAGAUAUUGUUCAGGCGCCUUUACCUGGCUACGUAGCUCCAACGGCAGUCAGCUUCAGCCCUGAUGACUCUCUGAUCACUUACUUGUUUAGCCCCGAGGAGAAUCUGAAUAGGAGAGUCUACGCGUUCGAUGUGAACAAAGGAGAAUCUAGUCUUGUGUUUAGUCCUCCUGAUGGUGGAGUUGAUGAGAGCAACAUUUCGCCUGAAGAGAAGCUGAGAAGGGAGAGGCUGCGGGAGCGUGGCUUAGGAGUGACUCGGUAUGAGUGGGUCAAGACUAACUUGAAGAUGAAAUUCAUUGUCGUGCCUUUACCUGCUGGGGUGUAUAUGAAGGAUCUUUGUUCAUCACCAAAUCCAGAGCUCAUAGUUCCAAGCUCACCCACUUCCCCAAUCAUUGAUCCUCGUCUAUCUCCCAAUGGCUUACUCCUUGCAUACGUAAAAGAUUCCGAGUUGCAUGUCCUCAAUCUGUUGAAGAACCAGACUCAACAGCUAACAAACGGUGCCAAUGGAAGUACUCUGACGCAUGGUCUAGCUGAGUACAUAGCUCAGGAAGAGAUGGACCGGAGGAACGGCUACUGGUGGUCAUUAGACAGCAAGUUCAUCGCCUACACAGAAGUCGACUCCUCACAGAUACCGUUGUUCAGAAUAAUGCAUCAGGGGAAAAGCUCGGUUGGCGCAGAUGCGCAAGAAGACCACGCUUAUCCUUUCGCAGGAGCUCUCAACUCCACGGUCCGUCUCGGCGUAGUUUCUUCAUCCGGCGGCGGGAAGACAACCUGGAUGGAUCUAGUCUGCGGAGGGAGAGCCAAUAAUGAAAACGAGUAUCUCGGUAGAGUCAGCUGGAUGCCAGGGAACGUCCUCACGGCUCAGGUUCUGAACAGGUCGCAGAGAAAACUCAAAAUCAUGACCUUUGAUGUAAAGACAGGUCGAGGAAAGAUACUUUUAACAGAAGAGUCGGAUACUUGGGUGACAUUACAUGACUGUUUUACCCCUCUGGAGUCAGGAGGAUUCAUUUGGGCUAGCGAGAGGACUGGUUUUAGACAUUUGUAUCUUUAUAACUCUGAUGGGACUUGCCUUGGGGGCGUUACUAGCGGUGAAUGGAUGGUUGAGCAAAUCGCAGGGGUAAAUGAGUCAAUGUCUUUGGUUUAUUUCACUGCAACUCUCGAUGGACCGCUUGAGACUCAUCUUUACUGCACAAAGCUGGAAGCUAAGGAUGCGUCUCGGUCUCUGAGGCUUACUCAUGGUAAAGGGAAACACAUCGUUGUGCUCGAUCACCAGAUGAAGAACUUUGUCGACGUUCAUGACUCGGUUGAUUCGCCUCCACGUGUCACUCUUUGCUCAUUGAGCGAUGGGACUGUGCUUAAGAUACUAUACGAGCAGACAUCUCCGUUACCGUUAGUGAAACGCCUUCAACUCGAGGCUCCGGAGUUUGUUCAGAUACAAGCUAACGAUGGGAAGACAACUCUGUAUGGAGCUGUUUACAAACCAGACAGUGCCAAGUUCGGUCCUCCUCCUUAUAAGACGAUGAUCAACGUCUACGGAGGUCCUAGUGUCCAGCUGGUUCAAGAUUCUUGGAUCAACACGGUCGACAUGAGGACGCAGUACUUGAGAAGCAGAGGCGUCUUGGUUUUUAAGCUUGACAACAGAGGAACCGCGCGGCGCGGUCUUAAGUUCGAGUCGUGGAUCAAACACAGCUGCGGAGACGUUGACGCGGAGGAUCAAGUAACCGGAGCCAAGUGGCUUAUCCAUCACGGUUUAGCUAAACCGGAUCACAUUGGUGUUUACGGUUGGAGUUACGGCGGGUACCUCUCGGCUACGCUCUUGGCUAAGUACCCUGAGAUUUUUAGAUGCGCUGUCUCGGGCGCUCCUGUUACUUCUUGGGAUGGGUACGACACGUUCUACACGGAGAAGUACAUGGACCUUCCUGAUGAUGAAAGGUACGUGAAGAGCGCGGUGAUGGAGCAUGUGGGGAACUUGAGGGAUGAGCAGAAGCUGAUGUUGGUGCAUGGGAUGAUGGAUGAGAAUGUGCAUUUUAGGCACACGGGUAGGCUUGUGAACGCGCUUGUUGAAGCGGGGAAGAGGUAUGAGUUGUUGAUAUUUCCGGAUGAGAGGCAUAUGCCGAGGAAGGUGAAGGACCGUGUUUAUAUGGAACAGAGGAUUUGGGAGUUUAUUGACAAGAGCUUGUGAAAGGGCCCAAGCCCGUAGGCCCAAUGGGUCAUAUAUAAUUGCUUGAACCGUAAGCAAUUACGUCCGUUACGAAAACAGUAAUCCUGCCGUGGAGAGGAGUUCACGACGUUAGGGAAGGCAUGAAACUUCCGUCAAAAAAAAGUCAGCGUGGUCAAAACCUAUAAAUAGACCCCCCACAUUUCGCUGCUG